AUGGAGGCAUCAAGUGGAGGAGGAGGAUCAGAAGAGAAAGGAAUGUUUGAGUAUUUCGGUUGGGUUUAUCACCUUGGCGUCAAUUCUAUUGCCCAUGAAUUUUGCCACCUACGUUUCCUCUUCAUUAGAGGCAAAUACGUUUCCAUGUACAAGCGUGAUCCUCAUGAGAACCCUGGCAUUAAACCUAUUAGGCAAGGUGUCAUUGGUCCCACACUCAUGGUCGAGGAGCUUGGCCGUCGAAAGGUUAACAAUGGGGAUUUUUAUGUCAUACGCUUUUACAAUCGAUUAGAUGAGACCAAAAAAGGAGAAGUUGCUUGCGCCACGGCUGGGGAAGCACAGAGAUGGAUGGAAGCAUUUGAACAGGCCAAGAACCAGGCUGAGUAUGAGCUGUCAGUAGGAGUCAGUGCCAGAGACAAACUAAACCAGGAAACAGAGAUCAAUCUAGAAGCACAUCGACCUAGAAUGAGGCGGUAUGCAUCUGGGCUGAGGAAGUUUAUAAAAAUCGGCCAAGGCCCAGAGACGCUUUUAAGGCUAUCAUCAAAGGUUUUUGGUAGUUCAGAUGGGUUAGAAGGGGAUACUGGAGAUGCAUUUGACCCACAUCAGUGGAAAUGUGUUCGAACAAUGUCUGGUAUAAGAAUUUUUGAGGAUAUUACUAGUCACAAGAAUGGUAAGGGUGUCCUCGCUAAAUCGAUGGGUGUUAUUGAUGCAACUGCAGACAAUGUUUUUGAAGUGUUUUUAAACACUGAUCGGAGGAAAAGAUAUGAGUGGGAUAUGUUGAUGGGUGACUUGGAGCUAGUAGAAUCUUACGAUGGACAUUACGAUGUUGUUUAUGGGACAUAUGAUCCUAAGUAUCUAACUAGAUGGCACUCGAAGCGGGAUUUUAUCUUCUCUAGGCAAUGGUUUCAUGCACAAGAUGGAACAUACACUAUAUUGCAAUUUCCAGCAAUACACAAGAAAAAGCCGCCCAGAUUAGGCUAUCGACGUACAAAAAUUAAUCCAUCUACAUGGGAGAUUAGAAAUUUGAACACACCAAUGGGAUCGAAUCUACCAAGAUGUUUAGUGACCCACACAUUAGAGAUACACUCUACAAACUGGCAUCGAUGGAAGAACAGCCAGUGCACAAAAUUUGAGAAGAGCAUCCCUUAUGCAUUGUUGUGUCAAGUGGCAGGUCUAAAGGAAUAUAUUGGAGCCAAUCCAGCACUCCAACAAGAUACUGUUACAGUUGUUCAUUCCAACAUCUCUAGUAUUUCUUUGUCCAGAGCUGAAUAUGAAAAUGCAGAAGUCCAGGAUGAAUUUUAUGACGCAAUGUCUUCUGAGUCAUCGACAUCAGAUGAAGAAAGUGACGAGGAUGACGAUCGUGAGAAUAAGGAUGGAAAGGUCAAACUAAAGAACAUUUCAUGGGCCAUAACAGAUUUACCUUUGAAAAAAACAUCAGCUCUAAGUCUAUGCAAAGAAUUAGAUGCUGAUGUAAGUCCUAUACAAAUUGAUGCAAAUGAUUUUCAUGGUUCUUUGCGAAAAGGAAACGAUGACAAUGAUACAGACUGUUGGACGUCUCCUAGUGGUGAAGGUUUUAAGAUUAGAGGAAAAAACUAUCUAAAAGAUAAUUCUAAGGUAGUUGGAGGAGAUCCUCUUCUCAAGCUCGUAGCAAUUGAUUGGAUAACAGUUGAUAAACCUCUUGAUAAAGUUGCGCUGCAUGGUAGAAGUAUGGUUCAGAGCGAAGCUGGGAAAAAGCUUCCAUUUAUCCUUGUAUUUAAUCUCCAGGUUCCAGCUAAACCAAACUACAGUUUGGUUCUAUAUUAUGCAUCUGAAAGACCUAUAAACAAAGACUCUCUAUUGGCUAAGUUUUUGGAUGGAGAUGACAUGUUUCGAGACUCAAGAUUCAAACUAAUUCCGAGUAUUGUUGAGGGAUAUUGGAUGGUCAAGCGAGCUGUUGGAACAAAAGCUUGCCUAUUGGGGAAGGCCGUGACUUGUAAAUACUUCAAACAAGAUAACUUUUUGGAGAUAGAUGUGGAUAUUGGUUCAUCGUCUGUAGCCAGGAGUGUUGUUGGCCUUGUUCUGGGAUAUGUCACGAGUCUAGUCGUUGACCUUGCAAUUUUAAUAGAGGCAAAAGAAGAGUCAGAGCUGCCCGAGUACAUUCUCGGAACUGUUCGAUUAAAUCGCCUUAGACCUGAAUCUGCUGUACCUUUUGAAGUUUGA
This is a messenger RNA of Lathyrus sativus (Indian pea), 2196 nucleotides long. The record is from the annotation of a GenBank genome assembly. NCBI's taxonomy places the organism in Eukaryota, Viridiplantae, Streptophyta, Magnoliopsida, Fabales, Fabaceae.